AUGUUGCAAGCACCUCCCAAUGGUGUCGCGCAGCAGUACGGCUACCUCUUGGGACCUCCAUCUGGCCAAGGAUUGGUGCCGGACUCAUACUUGAACAAUGAGUCUGGCCUCUCGACCCCUGGAUUAUCCUCGACACAUUCGAGUGCUGUGGCACUCUCUGCGCAACAGAAGCGAGCGUAUCGUCAGCGUCGCAAGGACCCGAGUUGCGACGCCUGUCGCGAGCGGAAAGUGAAAUGCGACGCAACAGACACCACCAGUUGUUCCGAGUGCUCUAGUCGUGGCGUCAAAUGUCAAUUCACUAAGGAAACCAACCGCCGAAUGUCAUCCAUCAAACAGGUACAGGACCUCGAAAAGCAGCUUCAGGCGGCCAAGAAGCAAAUCAGCCAGCUCCGGGGCAUUGUGCAAGAUGGAGCGGGGCCAGGUCACUCAAUACCUUCUGCGUCAGAUGUGCCCGCUUUGCUCCUGCCCGAGAACACCACCAAGGAACGACGACCUUCCCCACCCGCUGUCGAGGGAUUCGACGAAGUUAGGCGGAAUCUCCGAGCAUAUGGCAAAGGGGUCUUCAAAGCCCCGCCGCCUUAUCGGCAGUUCGGACCACAACCCACCUACCCUCAUCCAAACCAUGCUCUUCCGCCGAAGCAUGUGGCGGACCGUUUGGUUGAACAUUACCGUGGCUCCGUCCAUCUGUACGCGCCGCAUCUUCACAUGCCCACAUUCGUGCAAGAGUACGAGGAGCUCUAUAGAGCCGGGAGCUUCCAGCAAUCACGACACGUAUGGGUCGCUCUGUUCUACGCAGUGUUGGCUUGUGGCACUCUAGGCGACCCGCAAUCGACCAGCCCCAACGAGGAAUCCAUUGGCGCACAGUACUUGAACCACUGCAUCACGAGCAUGAACACGUGGUGUGAUGAACUGACUGUUGAUCAUGUACGAGCGAGCUUGCUCAUUAGCAUCUAUUUCGUGGAAAUCAACCUGCGUUCGCCAGGAUGGGUAUGGCUCGGGUCGGCGGUGAGGAUAGCACAGGACAUCGGCCUCCACACCGACCAUGGGCGGUACUCCCCACUUGAUGGCGAGAUGAGGAGGCGCGUGUGGUGGAGUGUGUACAAUUGGGAUCGCGUGGUCUCGCUCGAACUUGGUCGACCAUUGAUGAUCGACGACAACGACUGCGAUGUCAGCGAACCAGUUCCGGUCGACGACGAAUGCAUACGGCCGAACGGUAUCAUCAUGCCGCCGCCCAAUCAAGCACCAGCCAGUGGCUUGAUGGCAAUCAUUCUGGUGACGCGCACCACGGCUCAGAUCAAGAAAACGCUCAAAUCUCAGACGAUAGCUGCAUCCACACUUGCAACUUGCGAUGAGCAUUUCCGUUCGAUCAUGGCAUCGUGGCCAGAGCCAUUCCCGAGCACCUCCCAGGCUCCCCUCGAUCCGAGACUCCUGACUGCCGGCUGCAGUCUGCAGAUCCAGAUGUUCCAUCUGCAUAGACAUAAUCUGUCUCCAGCAUGUUGCAUGGCGGAUCGCAGAGAGGCGCUGGACCGAUGUGUCCACAUCGGCAAAGAGUCUGCAAAUUACGUUCAUCGCACCAUGCAGCAUCCUUCUACCUCGCCCAACGAUGCCUUCAUGUCGCCAGCACACCUAUCUGCCUGGGCCGCAAUUAUACGAACCAUGACCCCCGCCUUUUUCUGUGCACACCUGUGGCGGUGUCAGUUGGUGCUUUGUCUUCGGGGUGAGUUUGGCGCCGCAUUGCUGCUGACUCAUGUCUCUGCUGCCAUUGGAGAUCUUCGCAAGCUGAAUGUCGCUUGCGGUAGACAUCUUGCGUUCUUUCUGGAUCAGCUGAUUACAAAGCUGCGUGCUGGGGCGUGCCAGCGAGACCUUGAAACGGACGAACAACUGCUCGCAUAUGCCAGCGGAGACAUGCAAGGCAGUGCCGAUGAUGCAUGGGUGUGGAGCGGCAGCGAAUCCGGUACAAACCUCCAUCAGCAUCAAGUGGUACUGAAUGGUCACCCAGGGGACAAACCGGUUCUAGCAGCUGAGCAGCUGUCUACCAGUACUUUGACUGAGCAAGAGAGCCAGGCCUGGGGCGGAUGGGAUCAUGUUCAGCGAACGUUAAGCCAGCUGCAAGAGCAUCAGCAGCGGCCGGCUUCUAACCAGCAGCAGGCACCUCCGCCUCAGCCGCAGUCUCAAGGUCAGCAGCAACCUUCGCCCACAACGCCCGCGAAAAUGGCACCGACGACUUAUCCAGCUUCUCAUAUGCAGCCCACUCUCACACCUUCUCCUUACCCGCCACAUCCACCACAACCGAGCAUUUCGCCGAACCCUCAUAGCGGACAAAGCCAGAGCCAAGUCGCAGCCAAUAGCAACCACAAUGUGAACGGCGCUGCUGCAGGAAGCAGUCGCAUUAGCAUUCAGGAUAUCAUGUAA
This is a messenger RNA of Sphaerulina musiva SO2202, 2412 nucleotides long. Its product is annotated as Fungal_trans-domain-containing protein. Bases 1 to 2412 code for a protein of 803 amino acids. NCBI's taxonomy places the organism in Eukaryota, Fungi, Ascomycota, Dothideomycetes, Mycosphaerellales, Mycosphaerellaceae. Gene Ontology annotation, molecular function: DNA binding; zinc ion binding; DNA-binding transcription factor activity, RNA polymerase II-specific. The transcript is spliced from 2 exons. The record is from RefSeq and is a predicted model, not a curated record. Gene Ontology annotation, biological process: DNA-templated transcription; regulation of DNA-templated transcription.